AAGUUGUAGCGACAAAGCACGUAAACAUAUUAUAUCAAAAAUGGCGAAAUCGCUGCUUCAACGUUCAGACGUGUUUCGAGUGCUUCGUGAAUAUAAUAGAUAAGUGAUAAUUUUAUAACAAAAAAUUCAUUGAAAAAUUAUCAAAAAAUAAGAAUUGUGUGAAAAAAUAAAAAAAAUUACGAUGAGUGAAAAUUUUGAAAAUCGUAUACAAAAUGUUAAGAAUCGAAUCCAAGAUGACGUCGAUCAUGUACAAACAAGAUCGAUUGAUGCGCCACCAAGUGAUAAAAAUUCUGUACUAGACGGAAAUGGAAGUGGACAUGAUGACAUGCCCACUAAAAAAAAGAAAACUCGUCGCGGGAAACCUAAACGACGGUAUGCUGCAAAUCCAUAUACGAAAUUAUCGUUACAACAACGUAAAUUUCAAACGGAUGUACAAAAACGUAAAGGCAAUAAAAAACGUUCAAAAAUAUUAGCACCCGGACAAGCUUUAGCACCGUAUAAUAGUAAUCAGUUUUUAAUUGAGGAUCAUGAUCAUGGAUAUUUAAAAGAAAUUGAGGAUCGUUUGGAAAGUCGAAUUGAACGAUUAAAAACACGUUCAGGACAAUCACGUACUCGCGAUUCCAGUUUUAGUGUUGAUUCCGAUAUGGAUUAUUAUUCAUCACCUGAAGACGAAGAAGAAUUUUUAACUCGUGAAUUUUCAAAUACUUAUCAAGACAUACGAACGGAACGAUUAAAUUCAAUGUCACGUGAAGAAUUAUUACAAGAGUGUAUACAAAUGGAAAAUCGUGUGGAAAUGUUAACAAAAUGUCUAAGCAGUAAAUCACCAAGUGUCGGUAGUGAAAGUAAAGACGUUACACAAAAAGACAAUGGAAUUAUGGUUGAUAUCAGUUCAAUGCCUGAUUUUCAAUUAGAAAUAAUGAAAUUAAUGAAUGAAAAUGAUGCAUUACGACGUGAAAAUGAACGAUUACGUAAAACGAGACAGCCACGAAAACGGGGUUCCGUUAGUUCGUCGAUAAGUAGUUCAGUGGAUUCUGAAAGUGACAGUUCAUCAGGUAGUUCAUCCGAUAGUGAUUCCAGUUUAGAACAAGAAAAUAUGGGAUCAAAAUCACCAGUUGAAAAUACACCAUAUUCAUCAAUGAAUGGUUUUGCUUCACAUCAGUCAUCAGGACCAAGCACACCUGCACCAGAAAAUGAUAAUCCCAAUUCAAAUCGAACAGUUUCAGAAUCUGAUGUUGAUGAAACAUCUGAAGCGAAUUAAAUGUGAUUUGUUUCAAUUUUUUGUUUAUUGCCAAAAUAUUUUUAAUACUUCUAGUAAAUGUUUACAUAUUUAUUGGAAGCAUUAAAUUUUCCCCUCCUUUUGUUCAAAUUAUUUACAGGGUGUAUCAAAUAAGAAUUUAUAUAUUGCGUCACUUAACCAAAACAGUAUUUAUUAAACAGUUUUUUUGUAUUUGUAUUGUUUCAAAUCAUCGCUAAUCAUUUCAUUUCGA
This is a messenger RNA of Chrysoperla carnea, 1487 nucleotides long. RefSeq names its product protein HEXIM1 (gene Hexim). Gene Ontology annotation, cellular component: nucleoplasm; nucleus; cytoplasm. Gene Ontology annotation, molecular function: 7SK snRNA binding; cyclin-dependent protein serine/threonine kinase inhibitor activity. The record is from RefSeq and is a predicted model, not a curated record. Gene Ontology annotation, biological process: negative regulation of transcription by RNA polymerase II; negative regulation of cyclin-dependent protein serine/threonine kinase activity. The transcript has a single exon. Lineage: Eukaryota; Metazoa; Arthropoda; Insecta; Neuroptera; Chrysopidae. Bases 182 to 1258 code for a protein of 358 amino acids.